This is a messenger RNA of Raphanus sativus (radish), 771 nucleotides long. Its product is annotated as 40S ribosomal protein S18. Gene Ontology annotation, cellular component: cytosol; ribosome; small ribosomal subunit. The transcript has 4 exons. Bases 152 to 610 code for a protein of 152 amino acids. Lineage: Eukaryota; Viridiplantae; Streptophyta; Magnoliopsida; Brassicales; Brassicaceae. Gene Ontology annotation, molecular function: structural constituent of ribosome; RNA binding. Gene Ontology annotation, biological process: translation. The record is from RefSeq and is a predicted model, not a curated record.
UACGAUAACCCUAAUAAUGAGGUAUCUGUAUAAAGCGCCGAAAACCCUUGGGCAGUCGUCCUCUAUUUUUCUUGUGUUCAACUCUCCAGCGAUCCUCACUGCUUGAAAGAACGGCUUGCCUCUUUUACGAAUCUCAUCUCUGCAAAUCACAAUGUCUUUGGUCGCAAAUGAGGAGUUUCAGCAUAUUCUCCGUGUUCUCAACACAAAUGUUGAUGGUAAGCAGAAGAUAAUGUUUGCCCUUACCUCUAUCAAAGGUAUUGGGAGGCGAUUGGCUAACAUCGUCUGCAAGAAGGCUGAUGUCGACAUGAACAAAAGGGCUGGUGAGUUAUCUGCUGCUGAGAUCGACAACCUGAUGACGAUUGUCGCUAACCCCAAGCAGUACAAGAUCCCAGACUGGUUCCUGAACAGACAGAAGGAUUACAAAGACGGCAAGUACUCUCAAGUUGUCUCCAAUGCCCUUGACAUGAAGCUCAGGGAUGACCUUGAACGUCUCAAGAAAAUCAGGAACCAUCGUGGUCUGAGACACUACUGGGGUCUCCGUGUUCGUGGACAACACACCAAGACAACUGGCCGCAGAGGAAAGACUGUUGGUGUGUCAAAGAAGCGUUAAGCAAGCCUAUUGGUGUUGCUAGUUACUGCUCUACUGGAUAUGCUUCACAAGAAUCGAUUUUAAUUUAUGUUUUUCUUCGAACUAGUUUGUGAGACACCUUUUGAAUCUAGUUGAGACAUUUUCAAUCUUGUGAUCUGUCUUUGUGAACCAUUUUUUACACA